Molecule: messenger RNA, 1518 nt
Organism: Triticum turgidum subsp. durum (durum wheat)
Lineage: Eukaryota; Viridiplantae; Streptophyta; Magnoliopsida; Poales; Poaceae
Source: the annotation of a GenBank genome assembly
AUGCACAUUGCCACGUGCGUGUGGCAGGAGAAGGCGGCGGCCAUGGGCGCGGCGGCCGGGGGCAGGGCCGGGGAGUGCAGGGUGUCGCUCGUCGCGCUGCUGCUGGCGGCGGGGCGCGCGCUCAACUGCGUGGUGAGCUUCGUGGUGUUCUCCUUCCUCGACGUGCUGGACAUGGUGCUCUGCCUCGUGUACAAGGUGGUGGACUACGCCGUGGAGGCCGAGUGGAAGCCCUGCUACUGCUCGGCCGCGGCGCGCGAGGACGGCGGAGGCGGCGGCGUAGCAACGGGCGCGAAGGGGGCGCUGUCGUUCGUGGCCCCGCGGGCGGCGGCUGGGACGGCGGGGCCGAAGGUGGUGCGGCUGUCGUCGUCGUCGGCCAACAAGAUGCAGCUGGAGGACGUGUCGGACACGCUCUACGUGCGCGCGUCUCUCCUCUCGGACGCCACGCGGAAGCCGGGCCCCAUCGCGCCGGCGCUGACCGUGAGCCCGGCCAUCGCGGAGCUCAUCCGCGGCAAGAUCGACCGGGCGCCGCGCCCGCCGCGGCAGGCGCCCUGCUGGUCCGACUGCGACUGCAAGAUGUGCCACUCGUGGAGCACCGGCUCGCGCGCCUCCCACCUCUACGUGCACGUGCAGGCCCCGCCGCCUCCGGGGGCCGGGGCCGGCGAGCAGGAGGCGGUCAUCUUCAUCCACGGCUUCAUCUCCUCCUCGGUGUUCUGGACGGAGACGGUGUUCCCGGCGUUCAGCCCGGCGGCGCGCGGGCGGUACCGGAUGUUCGCCGUGGACCUGCUGGGGUUCGGGCGGAGCCCCAAGCCGGCGGACUCGCUGUACACGCUGCGGGAGCACCUGGAGAUGAUCGAGCGCUCCGUGCUCCAGCGCUACCGCCUCAAGACCUUCCACGUCGUGGCGCACUCCCUCGGCUCCGUCCUCGCCCUCGCGCUCGCCGUCAAGUACCCCGGCGCCGUCAAGUCCCUCACGCUCCUCGCCCCGCCGUAUUUCCCGGUGCCGGCGGAGGAGGCGGGGGCGGCGACGCAGUACGUGAUGCGGCGGGUGGCGCCGCGGCGGGUGUGGCCGCCGAUCGCGUUCGGGGCGUCGAUGGCGUGCUGGUACGAGCACGUGAGCCGGACCAUCUGCCUCACCAUCUGCAGGCACCACCGGGUCUGGAACAGGCUCUUCAGGAUCCUCACCAGAAACAGGAUGCGGACGUUCCUGAUCGAGGCGUUCAUGUGCCACACCCACAACGCGGCGUGGCACACCCUGCACAACAUCAUGUGCCUCAGCGCCAGCAAGAUGGGCGCCUACCUGGACGUGGUCGCCGGCCAGCUCAGCUGCAAGGUGGCGCUCUUCCACGGCCGCGACGACGAGCUGCUCCCCGUGGAGUGCACCCUCGCCGUCGGCGCCAGGGUGCCCCGCGCCCGCGUCACCGUCUACGACAACAAGGACCACAUCACCAUCGUCGUCGGCCAGGAGAAGCUCUUCGCCGCCGAGCUCGAGGCCAUCUGGCGGAGCGCCGCCCAGGACUAG